Actinia tenebrosa (Australian red waratah sea anemone) is the source of this 1068-nucleotide messenger RNA. Its product is annotated as QRFP-like peptide receptor. Gene Ontology annotation, biological process: G protein-coupled receptor signaling pathway. Gene Ontology annotation, molecular function: G protein-coupled receptor activity. Gene Ontology annotation, cellular component: membrane. The record is from RefSeq and is a predicted model, not a curated record. NCBI's taxonomy places the organism in Eukaryota, Metazoa, Cnidaria, Anthozoa, Actiniaria, Actiniidae.
AUAAAAUCAAGUAGAGAAAAAGACGAGCGAGAUAAUCAUCAAAUAUACAGCCCAACCAUGUCUCAACUUUAUACCAAUAACACACCGGCCCAAGUAGCCGUUGCUGUGUCUCUAUCUAUCCUAACAGUGGCUAACGUAAUAGGAAACAUCCUGGUUACACUGAUCAUUCUGACCAAUAAAUCCAUGAAAUCACCAAUGAACUACCUCCUCGUCAACCUUGCUGUAGCUGAUAUAAUGGUAGGGAUAUUCCUUGCUCCACAGUAUGUUUUCAUCUCCUUUUUCAYUCAUCCUGACGGCGUUGCGGGAAAGAUAUUGUGCAAGGUGUUAACUGGUGGAUCRUUUGCUUGGAUAGGUGCUGUUGCUUCGUCAUUUACUCUCGUUUCUGURKCAUGUGAAAGAUAUUUUGYAAUCGUSCAUCCUUACUCUAUCAAGCUGAAACUAAAUAUGAAAAGGCUUAAAUUGAUCGUCAUCUUUUGUUGGCCUUACGCCUUGCUAUUUAACUUUCCUACAUUAUGGACACUUGACUUCAGYACAGAGGUACAGUCGUGCACGCAACAAUGGUCAAUGCAUCUCAUGUGGCUUUCUACUACUUACAGCACAUUWUGGUUGGUUUUUGUUGGAGUCAUUCCUAUUUCCAUCAUGUUUGUUCUGUACAGCAGAGUCAUCUACUCUCUUUGGUUCAAGCAACACCAAGUACAAGGUACACAACUAGCCUUGUUGAAGUCAAGGAAGAGAGUUACCAAGAUGAUGAUCAUUGUCAGUGUUGUAUAUGUUGUUUGCUGGCUUCCAAAUAUCUUGAUAUAUCUCUUUUCCAGUCAUGACACUGGACUCGUGUUGGCAAGUCUUCCAUAUGUAGCUAGCUUGGUGUUGGCUGCAUGUAAUUCCGCUAUCAACCCGUUCGUCUAUACUUUGCAGAGCGAAAGGUUUCGCCGUCUUUUGAUGGGGUUACUUCGAUGUACGAAACAACGCCAAAAUUGCAUUGCUGUUGUCAAUCAGGGAAAGUCUUCCAUCAAAAAGUGCAACAUUUCUGGACUCGAGCUCGUAGAUACGAAGAAGAAUGCCGAAUAA